AUCAUAAUUUUGGUGAGUGUAUAAGAACACUCCAUGACUCGAAGCAAAGAAAGAAAAGAAAAAUGGCAGCCAUAGCAAGUGCAUGUUACGACAGAGCAAAAGCAGUGAAAGAAUUUGAUGAGUCCAAAAUGGGAGUGAAGGGUCUCUCCGAAUCUGGCAUCAAAACCAUUCCACAAAUAUUCAUUCACCCACCAGAAACCCUCAAAGACAUAAAAUCUAAUUCCUCCAAGAAAACAACUAAUUCAAUCCCACUAAUCGACCUAUCCAACGUUAAUUCUCCAACUCACCGACCCAACAUCGUCAAACAAAUCAAAGAAGCAGCAAAAACAUGGGGCUUUUUCCAAAUCAUUAACCACAACGUACACGUGUCAGUUCUAGAAAAUACUAUCAAAGGCAUCGAAGCGUUCCAUAACCAACCACACGAAACAAAAUCCAAAUACUACAAAAGAGAUGAAGGACGUGGUGUUAUGUUCGCCAGCAACAAUGACUUGUAUAGGAGCAACGCUGCGAGCUGGCACGAUUCUCUGCAAGCAUGGAUGGCGCCGGAGGCACCGAACGGCGAUGAGUUGCCGGAGAUAUGCCGGAAAGAGAUAAUUGAAUGGGACUUGCAUGGUGGUGGUGUUACCUCAAUGAUUUUGGAGUUGCUUUCGGAAGGGUUAGGAUUGGAAAGUGGAAAAUUAAAGGAAUUGAGUUUUGGUGAAACAAGAGUUAUAGUUGGACAUUGUUACCCUUAUUGUCCUCAACCAGAUUUAACUAUGGGUAUUACACCCCAUACAGAUCCUUGUGCUAUUACUUUGUUGUUGCAGAAUCAUGUCCCCGGACUCCAGGUCAUGCACGGUGCCGACUGGGUUGAUGUUAACCCCGUUCACGGUGGUCUCAUCGUCAACGUUGGUGACUUUCUUCAGAUAAUAUCAAAUGGGGAGUACACUAGUGUUCAACACAGGGUAUUGGCCAAUUCACAUGAAAAAUCAAGAAUAUCAAUUGUGAUGUUCUUGAACUUGAGUAAAUGGAAAGGAGAAGGUUACCAUGGGCCUCUUCCUGAAUUGUUAUCUCCAAAUAAACCACCAAUUUAUCGUGAUUUCACUCAACAAGAAUUUUUUGACAACUUUUACAGCAAGGGAAUUGAUACCAAGUCUUUCAUAGACAAGGUUAAAAUUCAAAACUAAAAAGCAUCUAUAAGUAUAAAUUAAGGACAUGUUUACUAUUUCUAUUGAUUGCUUUUCUUUUUAAUUAACUUCCCUUAAGAUCAUGAACUUGGCUCUUCAGUUGUACUUCACAUCAUAUUCCGCACAAAAAUUGUUUUUUGUGUGCAUAUAUUGUAAUAUUAUGUAAUAAGUUAUGUAAUCAAAUGUGAAAUCAUAUAUACUAUAACAUCUAUCUCACAUUAUUAAAUGCA
Molecule: messenger RNA, 1396 nt
Organism: Cicer arietinum (chickpea)
Lineage: Eukaryota; Viridiplantae; Streptophyta; Magnoliopsida; Fabales; Fabaceae
Product: 1-aminocyclopropane-1-carboxylate oxidase homolog 4-like
Source: RefSeq, a predicted model, not a curated record